Molecule: messenger RNA, 758 nt
Organism: Stegastes partitus (bicolor damselfish)
Lineage: Eukaryota; Metazoa; Chordata; Actinopteri; Pomacentridae
Gene: fabp7a
Product: fatty acid binding protein 7, brain, a
Exons: 4
Coding region: 77-475 (132 amino acids)
Molecular function (GO): lipid binding
Source: RefSeq, a predicted model, not a curated record
CCGCAGGAUUUACUGCACAGAGAGCAGAGACUGUGUGACAGUUUGACGCUGAACUGGACUAAUAACAUCUGCAAAAAUGGUUGAUGCUUUCUGCGCAACAUGGAAACUGAUCGACAGCCAGCACUUUGAUGAUUAUAUGAAGGCACUUGGUGUUGGUUUUGCCACAAGACAAGUGGGCAAUGUCACCAAGCCAACAGUAGUGAUUAGCAAAGAUGGAGACAAAGUGGUGGUGAAAACCCUGAGCACCUUCAGGAACACUGAGAUCUCCUCCAAACUGGGAGAGGAGUUUGAUGAGACCACUCCUGACGACCGUCAUGUCAAAUCCACUUUCACCAUGGAAGGAGACAAGCUCGUGCAAGUACAGAAGUGGGACGGCAAAGAGACCAGAUUCGUCAGAGAAAUCAAGGAUGGGAAGAUGGUGAUGACGUUAACCUUUGAGGGAGUCCAGGCGGUUCGCACAUACGAGAAAGCCUAACCUCACCAUCCACCUGAAAGAGCAAAUCAUCCCAGCACUGCCAAUGAUCAGCAAGGUGUUCUUUUUUUUUUUUUUUUUUUUUAAAGAAGAAACUUUUGUUUUUACUGCAGUGCUACUCGCAGUGAUUUACACUUGAUUUGUUGUAACACGAGAUAAAUAUUUUGGGUACUCUUUUGUAAGCUCUUUUGUAAGUAACUCAGAUGGUGAAGGGCCUGAAGUGUUUUCAUUCUGUGUGUCACAUGUGGGAAAAAAAAAGGGAAAAUAAACGGCUGAACUAAACCUC